Echinops telfairi (small Madagascar hedgehog) is the source of this 4254-nucleotide messenger RNA. It is a transcript of the gene LSS, whose product is annotated as lanosterol synthase. The transcript has 22 exons. Gene Ontology annotation, molecular function: lanosterol synthase activity. Gene Ontology annotation, cellular component: lipid droplet. The record is from RefSeq and is a predicted model, not a curated record. Gene Ontology annotation, biological process: cholesterol biosynthetic process; triterpenoid biosynthetic process. NCBI's taxonomy places the organism in Eukaryota, Metazoa, Chordata, Mammalia, Afrosoricida, Tenrecidae. Bases 69 to 2306 code for a protein of 745 amino acids.
GGGUCGCGCGGCUGGUUUAGUGUGGUGGCCGGCCCUCGAAGCUGAGGCUGAGGUUGCUGAGCGGCAUCAUGACGGAGGGCACGUCUCUGCGCCGAAGAAAGGGAACCCGUAUGCUUAAACCCGACACUGACCUCAGUCGCUGGCGCCUGACCAGUGAGGAGGGAAGGCAGAGAUGGACCUAUUUCCAAGAUGAGGCCCCUGAACGAGCACAGACUCCCCUGGAAGCCUACUCAGUGGGACUGGACUUGAAGUUCUUUAAGCAGUUGCCCAAAGCCCACACAGCACAGGAGGGGGCUCUGAAUGGAAUGAGGUUCUUGGCAGUGAUGCAGGCUGAGGAUGGGCACUGGGCAUGGUAUUACGGCAGCCCAGUCUUCGUCCUGGCAGGUUUAGUGAUCGCCAGCUACGUGGCCAAAAUCCCGCUGCAGCCGGGCUGGAGAGAAGAGAUAGUACGGUACUUGCGGUCGACGCAGCUUCCUGAUGGUACCUGGGGCCUGCACGUGGAGCACAAGUCGACAGUGCUGGGGACAGCCCUCAACUAUGUGUCCUUAAGGAUCCUGGGCCUGGGGCCCGACCACCCUGACAUUGUCCGAGCACGGGAGGUUCUCCACAAGAAAGGUGGUGCGACACUCGUCCCCUCCUGGGGCAAGUUCUGGCUUUGUGUGCUGAACGUGUACAGUUGGGAAGGCAUCAACAGCCUGUUCCCGGAGAUGUGGCUGCUGCCCACGUGGUUCCCUGCACACCCCUCCCACAUCUGGUGCCACUGUCGGCAGGUCUACCUGCCCAUGAGCUACUGCUAUGCCAAGAGGCUGUCAUGCCCUGCUGACGACCCAUUGGUACAGAGCCUGCGGCAGGAGCUCUACCUGGAGGACUACGCCAGCAUCAACUGGCCGGCCCAGAGGAACCGAGUGUCACCUGAUGACCAGUACACACCACACAGCUGGCUGCUCAAUGCCCUCUUAAUGCUGCUCAACCUGUAUGAGCGACACCACAUCACCAGUCUGCGGAAGCGUGUCCUCCAGGAGCUGUAUGACCACAUCGUAGCCGACGACCGCUUCACCAACUGCAUCAGCAUUGGCCCGAUCUCUAAGGUUAUCAACAUGUUGGUUCGGUGGCAUGUAGACGGGCCGACCUCCCCUGCCAUGAAGGAGCAUGUGGACAGGAUCCCUGACUACCUCUGGCUGGACCUCAAUGGCAUGAACAUGCAGGGUACCAACGGCUCGCAGCUCUGGGACACCGCAUUCACCAUCCAAGCCUUCCUGGAGGCUGGCGCACACCACUUACCCGAGUUCACAUCCUGCCUGCAGCAAGCGCACAAAUUCUUCCGCAUCUCGCAGAUCGUGGACAACUUACCUGACUAUCAGAAAUACUACCGCCAGAUGAGCAAGGGUGGCUUCUCCUUCAGCACUCGGGAAUGCGGCUGGAUCGUCGCUGAUUGCACAGCUGAGGGACUGAAGUGCCUGCUGCUCCUGCAGGAGCAAUGCCCCUUUAUCACUGAGCUUGUGCCCCCUGAGCGGCUGUACGAUGCAGUCAAUGUGUUGCUGAACAUGAGGAAUUCAGAUGGAGGGUUUUCCACGUAUGAGACCAUGCGUGGAUCGGCCUUUCUAGAGUUGCUGAAUGCCUCAGAGAUCUUCAGCAACAUCAUUGUUGACUACACGUAUGUGGAGUGCACCUCUUCCGUGAUGCAGGCACUGAAGUGCUUCCAUCAGCGGUUCCCGGACCACAGGGCAGAUGAGAUCAGGGAGACCCUCCAGCAGGGCUUGGAGUACUGUCGUCGGACACAGAGGGCCGAUGGUUCCUGGGAAGGCUCCUGGGGGAUCUGCUUCACGUACGGCACCUGGUUUGGCCUGGAAGCAUUUGCCUGCAUGGGGCACAUAUACCAGGAUGGGAAGGCCUGUGAGGAGGUCACCCGGGCCUGUGACUUCCUGUUGUCCUGGCAGAUGGAGGAUGGUGGCUGGGGAGAGACCUACGAGUCCUGCACGUUGCGGCACUACGUACAGAGCACCGAGUCCCAGGCCCACUGCACCAGCUGGGCCCUGAUGGGGCUGAUGGCCGUCAGGCACCCCAAUGUUAAGGCUUUGGAAAGGGGAGUCCAGAACCUGCUUGGAAAACAGCUCUCCAAUGGCAGCUGGCCCGAGGAAAACAUCUCCGGGGUCUUCAACAAGACCUGCGCCAUCAACUACCCUUCCUACAGCCACGUCUUCUCCAUCUGGACUCUGGGCCGGUUUCUCCACCUGUACCCCCAGAAUGCCCUCGCCCGUUCCCACUCAGCACACCCGCAGGAUGUGGGGUGUGAGGGUGUCAUCUGAGGGUGGGGGGUGUAGGGAAAGGUACUGUGUUCUCAGCCCAGGCUCAGUCUGAGACGGACUGGUUGGGGCUAGGAGCAGAGAGCUAGUCUGGCUUCUCAGAAGGCCCUUCCCUUCCAGCACCAGGCCUGCCAGUGUGGCAGCACCCUUUCUGUGGGCACAAGGCUGGAGCCUUCUGGAAGUGUCCACUUGUGUCUGCCCUUCCUGCCCUGCCAUUAAUGCAGGCUCCCCUUGAGAUUCCUUGUGUCCUGCACCCCUUUUGGGGUCGUGUGCCCUACCUUUUUUUUCAAGUGGGAAGAGGAGGGUACCAUGGGGUGACGCUGUGAGGGCAGCAUGUCUGUUCUGCAGUCUCUACCUACUCUUAGUAUCCCUGUGAGGAAGGGGGUCAGCCUUUCCUGUGCUGGGCAGGGGGCCUGGGGCAGUGCUCCUCCCACAGUGCAGCCUGUACGGGGCAGGGCCUUCAGUAGCCCAGCCUCCAGGUUGUACAGUACCGGUAUGCAAUAAGGAGAGUGGGGCAAUCACCGCCUGGCCACUGUAUGGUAUGGGCCGUUGGUAUGUGUUGGACAGCCUAUCCCUUCCCAUCCCAGCUAGGCAGGACUUGGCACCUUCCUCCGAUGCAGGCAGGUGUCUGGCCUGUGGCACCCACACCUCACCCCCCUUCUGGAUGGGAGGGAACCUUUGCCCCAAACCUUGAUAUUUCUGUGAGCUCAAAUGCUCUGCUGCCCUGUGAGGAGCCACUACAAGAGACCAGGACUAGUGCCACCCACCACUUACCUAGUGCCAGCAGACUCUUCUCCCACCCUCCCCAGUCUGUACCAGCCUUCCCUUCCCUCUGCUGUUUCUGUGUCCCCCUCGCCCCAUCCCAUCAUUUCCCACUUGGACCUGCUGGCCAGCCUGUCACCCUAGCAGUGGUCCAGGCCUUUGGCAGUUUGCCCUCUGGCCUCCCUCACCACCAAUUUUCCUGGCCAUCCUGAGCACUGUCCCCAAUAGGCCUGGUACUUGCCUGCCUUGGGGCAUUCUUUCAAGCUACCCCUCUACUGCCCCUUCUCCCUGUGCAAACCUGCACUGGCCCAACCUGGGACUGGUGUGGGCAGGUGGCUAGUCAGCUCAUGUAGCAGGUGCUUAGAGGCUAUAUGUGCACCUCUUGGCCAUUUUGAAACGAAUGUUGGUUUUGGCAGAAGGGAUUGUGUUGGGAUGUUUCGAGCCUAUCAGUGUACCCUGCACCACCCCCUCCUCCUGUGCGAGCCUCCCAGCCUUACACCAGCGGGGCAUAGUUUUCCCCGAUGCAGCAGCACCGGCUCCUGGGGAGCCCCUCUCUGCCACACCACUGUACAGAACACCUUUUAUUCAGGACAGAAAUCUGCUUUUGAACUGAGACUGCACAUAAUGAAAAUGUUCAUCUGAAUCCCUGCUGUGACCUUACUAAACGGCCACCAGGUUCCUGUGCAUGGAUGCAUGCUGUGGGUGGCUCUGUCUCGUCCUGGGGGACAGUCAUGACCAGGGGGCGGUUUUGCAAACCCUGUCACUCCUCGGUCAAGUCCCUGGCAACAGUCUUCAGCAAACAGGAGGACGAGCAGGGUGCGUCACCAGUUACUUGGGGGAAAUAUUCCAGCCUGAUAAAAAUCCAUAAUCCAAGUAUGCUGGGUAAAUCAUUCAAGGUUCUUGAAUUAAAAUAGCUUCAUUGGUGAUCAAGAAGCAAUUUCGAGUAGUAGACUGCAGGUCCCUCUGCCUUAGCUUCCUGUGCUCACCUGUUUUAGACCCUUCCUGGUGAGGGACUCGCCACCGGACAUGCUCGCUUUUCUGUAGAAACAUAUUCCAAGAGAUAAUGCUGCUCCUUUCUGGAGCAUAAGUUUGGUAUUGCUUCAAACUUAAAUUUUAUUGAGAUAAUAAAAAGUUUUAUAUACUAAUGCUUUGUGCUAUUUUUGAUUAAAAAUUACAAUUAAUAAGUUAA